Molecule: messenger RNA, 1358 nt
Organism: Physcomitrium patens
Lineage: Eukaryota; Viridiplantae; Streptophyta; Bryopsida; Funariales; Funariaceae
Source: RefSeq, a predicted model, not a curated record
AUGGAGCGUUGUAGAUGCAUUUUGCUACAGAGAGAUCCUAUUUUCGGCGGCACCGGACUGACUAAGAUUGAAAAUUUGACUUGCAUAGUGCACUACAGUGCCACACAUGGGGUGUUCUUUUUAAUGAUCCAAAGGUACCACUUCAUUCGCCUCAGCAGUUCGUGUAUAUUUGCCAUCGUUUGCUGUUUGAAAGUAGGGUGCCACUUCCCUCCUCCUCCAUCUUCACCAGUUCCUUCACCAGUUCCCGCACAGGGUGAUAACGGAGUCUGCAGAACGAACCUGACGAAUUUCUCUGUCUUGAGAUCACAGAUUAUUGACGGUAGGACCAUGGCUUCGAAAUCUGCACAUGGUUUAGUAGGUUUCCUGGUUGCGUUGCUGUUUCUGCAGGUUGCUGUUGAAAGCAAAUUGGUUGCAGACAGACAUGGUCGUGAGAUCACCGAGUCCAACGUCGCCGAAGAGUUGUACGAAGUGCAGCCCUAUGAGUACAUUCCGCCAGCAGGCGAGGAGGAUCCAACAUCGGUUCCCAAGGGCAAUAAUCGUCACAUAGCUCGCAUUCUACUCAGCUAUUCUAACCGUCUAUACUGUGAGAAAUCGAAAGACUGCAACAAUCUCGGGUUUGUUUCGCCUAAGUGCUGUGGAAAUCAUUGUCAGGAUGUUUCUAGCAACAAUAGGCACUGCGGCGGCUGCUGGGGGUCCAAGGCUGUGUGCGACACCAAAAAUGGAUACAAAUGUAAGAAUGGCAAGUGCUGCAGGGAUCCACCCGCCCCUGUGUGCUCCAGCAGGAUUAAAUGCACUGGCAAGGAUACAUUAUGCUGCGACAGCAAGUGCGUCAAUAAGCUGACCAACGACAAGCAUUGUGGGAAGUGUUACAAUCAGUGCAAUCGGUGGACCACUUGUUGCAAUGGUUCGUGCAAGAACCUUAGGUGGGAUCACAGUAACUGUGGCGCCUGUGGUAAGUGUUGUGGUAAGAACGGUGGUUGCUGCUGGGGCCAGUGCAAGGAUUUUAAGACUGAUUCUAGAAACUGCGGAGAGUGUGGUAAUAAGUGCAAAUGGGGAAGAACUUGCUGCGACGGUAAGUGCGUCAACCUUAAUACAAACCGCAAACAUUGCGGCAAGUGUAACAGGCAGUGUAAGAAAGAUUGCAAGUAUGGGUUGUGCGGUUACGGCCAUUAGAUGUUGGUUCCCGAUAUCCCUUCUUGAAAACCACCCCAUGUAACUAAUCACUGUAGCAGCAGAUUUCGGAUUUGAUGAUGUCCAUUUUUUCCGAUCUUGCAAUAACAUGGGGCCGCCGAUUGAGCUUCUUUAUCUAUUUAAUAGAUGAUCAAUGACACGUUUUUAUGACGUAAAUGUUUAGUUUA